AUGUUUUCCUCCAUGGCAUGGGUGCCGCGUGGGCGCUUGCUGCACAAUCCACUUAAGUAUCAGCCAACAGAAGCUGACGAGAAGGCGGCGCGAGCGCUUAUGGAGGAACUAAAGGCAGGAGUGGUGCCGGAUGAGCCAGAGGAAUACGAUUCCCAGUCAGAUGAAGAGCAGCCAGAAGGGUGCCCUGAAGAACCUCAGAGGGAAGCCCCUGCUAUUCAGGAGGGGGCACACGCUCCAGAGAAUAUCGUAGAUGAUGACGAUGAGGAGCAGCGAGACCAAUUCCAACUAGUUAAUAGUGACAAUAUGCUUAUAUGCGCGCGCUCUGCAGAGCUAGGGUUUGUUGACUGUCUUGUUUAUAAUGGACAAACGGACGAUUUCUUUUUCCACCACAAUAUACUCAUCACCUCUAUCCCCCUUUGUACCGUAUAUCUAGACUUUUCUCCGCUUGGAAACGGUGCCUCUGGCAACUAUUGUGCAGUAUCAACUUGCUCCACAGAGAUUGAAAUAUGGGAUUUAGACACUCUUGAUACCAUUUCACCAGUGCUUACAUUGGGUGGCUUCCAAGAGGUGGGUCUAAAGCCAAAGAAGUCAGCACCGUACAAUCAUUACUUAAAGAACAAACGAACUAAGCAGGUCCCUCUACCGGGCUCCCACAAAGAUCAUGUGCUCACGCUUUCAUGGUCAUCUUUGCAUCGUAACAUACUUGCCUCAGGCUCUGCAGACGAGACAAUCAAGCUUUGGGAUCUUAACACAGCCAAAUGCAUUGCUACAUUCUCUAAUGUACAUAGUGGCGGGCCUGUUUCCUGUGUACUUUUCAAUCCAUUUUGUCCAGGCCUACUGGCAUCUACCUGUAUUGGAGAUCGGAAGGUUGCUGUGAUAUCUGUGAUGGAUCCCUCUCCGGCCCCUAAGAUCCUUACCGUUCUGAAGGCAGAUCCGGAGCAAUUAGAUUGGUUAACAGAAGACUUGCUGUGCUGCACUACCGAAAUGGGCGAACUACUUGUGUUGGAUAUUAAAAAAGAUCCUCAGUCAGCAGUUGUGGGAUCUAUUUUCCCCCUAGCAGAAUAUGCUGUAUCCAUCGACCUCUCUCCUGGCAAGGCGCCGUUAACGGGCCUCUCAGUGCAUCCCGCAGUCAAGGGUCUUAUUGCAGUCGGUGGCCCAGAGAUUCCUGGAAUAGCCUUGUGCGCAUAUGUAGCGGACUCAUUAACGGUGCUGCAUGUGGAGCCAGUUGAGUUUUCCGUGUUCUCUCUUGCUUGGUGCACUGGGGAGGACUCCCUCAGUUUGGCCGUUGGAAGCUCUAACUCGACUGCAUAUAUAUUACAGCCAUUUGGCUGGUCUCUUGCCACACCCAUCCAGGAUGUCUUUAACAUACGUCUGGAUGUUCCCUCCCGCAAGCAGCACAAGCUCACAGUGGACGAUGACGAAAAAGAUGUGGAGGAUGACUAA
This is a messenger RNA of Giardia duodenalis, 1443 nucleotides long. RefSeq names its product WD40 repeat protein. The transcript has a single exon. NCBI's taxonomy places the organism in Eukaryota, Fornicata, Diplomonadida, Hexamitidae. Bases 1 to 1443 code for a protein of 480 amino acids. The record is from RefSeq and is a predicted model, not a curated record. Gene Ontology annotation, molecular function: protein binding. Gene Ontology annotation, biological process: rRNA processing. Gene Ontology annotation, cellular component: nucleus.